Molecule: messenger RNA, 582 nt
Organism: Lithohypha guttulata
Lineage: Eukaryota; Fungi; Ascomycota; Eurotiomycetes; Chaetothyriales; Trichomeriaceae
Gene: cdc42
Product: GTPase Cdc42
Exons: 3
Coding region: 1-582 (193 amino acids)
Biological process (GO): establishment or maintenance of cell polarity; endocytosis; Cdc42 protein signal transduction
Molecular function (GO): GTPase activity; GTP binding; protein kinase binding
Source: RefSeq, a predicted model, not a curated record
AUGGUCGUCGCAACGAUAAAGUGUGUUGUGGUUGGCGAUGGUGCUGUAGGAAAAACUUGCCUGCUCAUUUCAUACACAACCAAUAAAUUCCCCUCGGAAUACGUCCCCACUGUCUUUGAUAACUAUGCCGUCACUGUUAUGAUCGGUGACGAGCCAUAUACUCUGGGACUCUUUGAUACUGCAGGACAGGAAGAUUACGAUCGUCUGCGACCUUUGUCCUAUCCUCAGACAGACGUAUUCCUGGUCUGCUUCUCUGUCACAUCUCCUGCCUCUUUCGAAAACGUCCGAGAAAAGUGGUUCCCAGAAGUACACCAUCACUGUCCUGGUGUACCAUGCCUCAUAGUAGGCACUCAAACAGAUUUACGAGAUGACCCUCAGGUCAGAGAGAAACUGUCAAGACAGAAGAUGUCCCCUGUAAAAAAAGAAGACGGUGAAAGAAUGGCCAAAGAGCUUGGUGCAGUCAAAUACGUGGAAUGCAGUGCGUUAACGCAGUACAAGCUAAAGGACGUGUUCGAUGAAGCCAUCGUUGCUGCCUUGGAACCACCUGUACAGAAGAAGAAACAAAAGUGUCGAAUACUUUGA